Dufourea novaeangliae is the source of this 2014-nucleotide messenger RNA. RefSeq names its product SUMO-activating enzyme subunit 2 (gene Uba2). The record is from RefSeq and is a predicted model, not a curated record. Gene Ontology annotation, cellular component: cytoplasm; SUMO activating enzyme complex. Gene Ontology annotation, molecular function: SUMO activating enzyme activity. Lineage: Eukaryota; Metazoa; Arthropoda; Insecta; Hymenoptera; Halictidae. The transcript is spliced from 8 exons. Gene Ontology annotation, biological process: protein sumoylation.
GAUUGUCGCAUUAACCUGAAAAAUGGCGGCUAAUAUUAACGGCGUGUUCAGUGAAAAUUUGCAAAAUGCAAUAUUACACAGUAAAGUACUCAUCGUAGGUGCUGGUGGAAUCGGUUGCGAGAUAUUGAAGAAUCUUGUUAUGACAGGAUUCACCGACAUCGAAAUUGUAAAAUACCGAACAGUGCAUAAGUAUUGUUUUUAUUCUAUUGAUUGUGCGUCGGGUGUAUGAUCCGUUGCAAAAGAAACAGCAUUAACAUUUAAUCCCGAUGCAAAAAUAGUACAUUAUCAUGACAGUAUUACAUCUUCUGAUUAUGGUGUAUCAUUUUUUAAGAAGUUCACAUUAGUUAUGAAUGCACUUGAUAAUCGAUCAGCUAGAAAUCAUGUAAAUAGAAUGUGUUUGGCUGCAGAUGUGCCUUUAAUUGAAUCUGGCACAGCUGGUUAUGAAGGACAAGUAGAACUUAUAAAAAAGGGAUUGAGCCAAUGUUAUGAGUGUACUCCAAAAGCUGCACAAAAGACAUACCCUGGCUGUACAAUCCGUAACACUCCCAGUGAGCCAAUUCACUGUAUAGUAUGGGCUAAGCACUUAUUUAAUCAAUUGUUUGGUGAAGAAGAUCCUGAUCAAGAUGUUUCUCCAGAUACUGCUGAUCCAGAGGCAGCAGCUGCAGCAGGUGAAGGUGCUUUAAAUUCAGAAGCAAAUGAAAAGGGAAAUGUUAAUAGAGUGUCGACUAGAGCUUGGGCACAAUCAUGUGGCUAUGAUUCAGACAAGUUGUUUACAAAAUUAUUUCAUGAUGACAUAAAAUAUUUACUUAGUAUGGACAAUUUGUGGAAGAAGAGAAGACCACCUACCCCUCUGAGUUGGAAGGAACUACCAGAUGGAGUACCAGGAUGUAGUAAAGAAGUAAAUGAACCUGGCUUAAAAGACCAACAACGCUGGAGCAUUUCUAAAUGUGGAGUCAUAUUUGCUGAAUCAAUAAAGAACUUAAGCAAAACAUUAGCAGCCUCUCAAGAGAAGUUGAAAAACAAUCACCUUGUUUGGGAUAAAGAUGAUCAAAGUUCAAUGGACUUUGUUGCGGCAUGUGCUAACAUAAGAGCUCACAUUUUUGGUAUAUCUCAGAAAACAAGAUUCGAUAUAAAAUCAAUGGCAGGGAAUAUAAUUCCAGCAAUUGCAACUACAAAUGCAAUAGUCGCAGGCCUAGUUGUUCUUCACGCAUUUCGUAUACUAGAGGGUAAUUUAAAGGCAUGCAGAUCCGUGUAUUUGCGUUCCAAAAUGAACCAUCGCAAUCAGUUGCUAGUACCAGAAAAAGAUGUUAAUCCACCCAAUCCAAAAUGCUAUGUAUGCGCACCAACGCCGCACGCUGUAUUAGCAGUUGAUACAUCUAAAAUGACAAUCAAAGAGUUGGAUGAAGUAGUAUUAAAGAAUAGAUUAAAUAUGAUCGCUCCAGAUGUUAUGAUAGAUGGUACCAGUAAUGUUGUUAUAAGCAGUGAAGAAGGAGAAACCGAAGAAAACAAUGAUAAACUUUUAGAAGAACUAGGAAUUAAGGAUGGUACUAUUCUUAAGGUUGAUGAUUUCCAACAAAAUUAUUCGUUAACUGUACAUGUGGUCUAUAGAGAACGACCAAGUGUACGAAGUGAUAGCACUGAUUUCCUCAUCCUAGCUGAUGAGAAAGAUCUUAAACCUAAGGAAGAAAAUGACUUAGAAAAACCAUCUACUUCGAAUGGCCAGGUGGAGCAUGAAUCCGACGACACUGUAAUGAAUGUUGAAGCUGAUGUUAUUCCGUCAGAAGUGACGAAGAAACGUAAAAUUGAAAUGCCUGAGAGUGUUGCAUCUCCAAAGAAACGAAAAAAGGAAACUAACAACACGGAUGAUAAUGAUGUAUGUAUAAUCGAAAAUGAUGUUAAUAACGAGGUCAUCGAUAAUACUUUAAAAUCUAAAUCUAAACGUGAAGUAUCAGAAGAUGAUGACUGUUUAAUCAUAUACGAUGAGAGUAUGCAAACAACUGUUGUUUUGGAAUGA